CACAGCAUUCAACACGAGCCUCGCGCGCAUCCAGUUCAUUCAACCGCACAACCGUCAACGCACAUCUGCGCGAACAUCCUCGCUGAAUAUGAUGUUUAUGAGGAAGGUCUGCUGCUUUCUGCUCUGUUGUGUUUUUGAAGCGAGCGUUGCGCGCAGGACUGAAGAAGCGGAGACCUUGGAGAAGAUUGAAAGCGCGCGCUGCGUCUCGCGCUGCCUUACGCUUCACAUCACGCAGAUCACAGCGUUAUUCAAACACCUGCAGAAUGAUCAGGUGUUGGACUGGUGUGAGGACCACAGGAGAUGUUCACAGUGCCUACAACCAUGCAAGGAAUUAUGGGAAACAAGACGAGCUCUGUCUCCCAAGACCUGCGAGAAGCAUCAUGAGUGUGUGACCAGUGCUGAGUUUCUGCACUCGCUGCGGUCACAGAAGCAGGGCGACUGUCCUCCGGCCCAGCGGGCAUCUGGUUUCGCUGCUGCCUGUGUGGAGGGCUGUGCAGUCGACCGUGAGUGCUCCGGCUUCAAAAAGUGCUGCUCAAAUGGCUGUGGACACACCUGCCAGUCUCCGGCCAACCUUUACAGAGGAGUACCUUUGAAGCCAAAGAGAGACAUUUCCUUUUCCGAGGACCAGCACGGUCAUCUGAAGGUGACAUGGAUGUCCAAGUUUAACGUCUCCGUUGAGCCAGUUCUGUAUAUUCUUCAGAAGAGGUGGAAUCAUGGGAUUCACCCCAGCGAGGACGAAGCGUCGGCCUGGCAGACCGUUCUCAUGACCAUGGAGGACCGCUCCGUGUUGAAGGACAUCCGGCCCCACAGGUGGUACCAGUUUCGAGUUAGUGCAGUCAACAGUCAGGGCACGAGAGGCUUCACCACUCCCAGCAAGCAUUUCUUUUCUGUACGAGAUCCGUUUCCCCCAGAGACCCCACAGAAUGCCAGAAUAGGGAAUCAGACGGUUCACCCUGACAGCACAGUGAGUGUUCUGGUCCUGUGGGAGGCCCCCAGGGAGAGCGACUUAGUGGUCCACCAUUACAAGGUGACCUGGAGCACUCGAGGAACACCCCCAAACAGCCAGAGCCGGGCAGGACGGAUCACAGAUGGGGAUGUAACGCAGAUGGAGCUUCAGGGUCUACAGCCCAACACACACUACACUGCACAGAUUCAGGCCAUCUCUUACUGGGGUCAAAAUCGUCUCAAGAGCAGCCGAGCUCACCUCUCCUUCAUCACCGCAGCAGCCACCACAUCCUCAAAUGGGAAUGUUCACCUUUCUGGAGAGUCCUCCAAUGAGAUUCCCGUAUCCCAUUCCUCUCCCAAUAUCCUGAAGCUGGAAGCGGCCGCCCCUCAUUAUCACGACAACCAGCUGCAGGUCAAGGUCUUCUGGAAGAGCCGAAUCCCAGAAAGCCAAAAGGAUUCCAGUUCAUAUAUUCUGAGAUGGUUUCCUGAAGUUUGUGCCCAUAACAUGACGAAAGGCGAGAAAACGGCUACAGUUCAGGGAACACAUUUUGUGAUUACUGGCCUUCUUUUCGCCUGUAAGUACCGUGUGGCAGUGAAGCCCGUUACGGGACAAGAGCAGUCAUCAGAGGUCAUGACCUCUGUUAGCACCCCACUUUGCUCAUCGCUGAUGGGCCGACGGAAAAAACCUGCUGCCUGUGCCAGAGAUGAGCGCCAUCCUCAGGUUAAGAAAGCCCUGCAGCGGCCAGAGAAGCUGGCAGCAUCAUUUCAGCUGGUGAACGGCUCAGUGCAGGCGGUGUUCAGCUGGCAGGUGUCCCCAGAGAGCAGGGGACAGACCCCCGUCACUGGAUUCCAGCUCUCCUGGGUCAAAGUGUCCCGCAGCAGCACCAACGGCAGGCUUGUCUCCCAAACACACCUCCUACCCCCUGGUCAGCUGUCACUGACUGUAGAUGCGCUGCAGCCCCAGAGCGAGUACAGAGUUCAGGUGCAGGCUCUGUCUGGAGCAGGACACGGACCGUCGGUGUCUAAAACCCUCCACACUCCUCAUGUGAACGGCACACUCCUCUGAGCUGGAGGAAAGUGAGGAAUCAAGCUGCUCGUGUAUGAUAAAGUGCUUGUGUUGUUCCUCAUUUGGACAAGUGCGUCUGUUAAAGGACUAAAUGUAAAGCACUCUUCAUCAUCAGAUAGACUCCUGGCUGUUGUCUGCUGUCAUGGAGUGGAGAGCACUCACAGCAGACCAGCGUGAUCGCAGAAGAAAACAGCACACAAGUGAAGGCUUUAGAAUGGUCUACUGUAAUAUAGGAAUGAUGAAUAACCAAAGUAUGCUUUUGUUAUGUAAAAAUUAGUAGCACUGAUGUAUUUAGUAUGUAGUUGUUGCAUAUAGUUAUGCGCCACAUUAUUUUAUUAACAUUUGUUUUUAUACAGAAGUUUUAUAAAUGUGCUUUUACUCAAUGGGCCUCAUUCAUGAAACACAAGCAGUAUGAAUGUCUUAAAAGCUUGUGAAACCAUUCUUAUUUUACAUUACUCUUUAUUAAUUUAGAAGACACUUUUUUUCCAGAAGUGCAUUCAUCAGAUAUAUUUUGAUCAUGUUUGUUCCUUGAGAAUCAAACUCACGAUCAGCAAGGUUCAUUUUACAAACAGUUUACACAGAAAUUCGUUCCUUCAGAAAUUUGCUUGUGUUUCAUGAAUAAUGCCUAAUAUAAAUAUUUUUAAUCGAACAAGUAAUGUAAUAUAUUAAAUCCAACACUUCACCUCUGAUCUGAUUACCAACCCUUAAUCUCAGAUCACAACAUUUGAACAGGGUUAUUUCUAAACAACAGCAUGUCUGAUUUUAUUUAUUGUGAAUGUAAUUCAUUCAUCUCAAGAAGAACGAGUGUAAGACUAAAUUUCUAUGACAAAUCGUGAGAUAUGUCAGUGCCUUAUACUGUAUCAGUUAUAUCAGGCUAGAUCAGAUUGAUUUACUGCAAAGCGUGUUAACGUGUCUCUGCUUUAGCUGUCCGUCUGUCUUUACAAAUCACUCACAGCAUACAAACAACAAAUGAGCUGGCAUACUGCUGCUAUAACUGGGCAAAUGUUUUCAUGAAAUGCUUUUGAAAGAUGUAUCUUUGUACAAUAUAGCAUACAGUUUUUGUAAAUAUUGAAUGUGAUGUAUUAUCUAUGGUUUGUUGUCUUUACUAAUAAACUAGGCUGGAUGAAUCGCCACACUUUCAUCGUUUAUGAAUAUAUGUGUCUGUCAGGAGAAUGUAAACUGAACAUCAACAGCAGGGGCGGAUUAAGGUGGUCAGGGGCCCCUAGGCUGCUCUUUGUGUGAGCCCCGCCCC
Messenger RNA from Cyprinus carpio (common carp), 3263 nucleotides. RefSeq names its product anosmin-1-like. Gene Ontology annotation, cellular component: cell surface; extracellular region. Lineage: Eukaryota; Metazoa; Chordata; Actinopteri; Cypriniformes; Cyprinidae. Gene Ontology annotation, molecular function: peptidase inhibitor activity; protein binding. The record is from RefSeq and is a predicted model, not a curated record. Gene Ontology annotation, biological process: neuron differentiation. The coding region runs from base 89 to 2011 and encodes 640 amino acids. The transcript has 14 exons.